AUGUUUGGUGGGUCGAAAGGGCGCAAGGGUGGAAAGCACGUGAGGUCCGCGAAGAAAGAGACCUCCGCCGCCUCCACGGAGAGGCAUCCGAAGAAAGUGCACAGGAUUAGCACGGAUCCAACGAAAAAGAGCCACAAUGGCAGUACCCUGAAAGGACCCGUUGUGUCACAUUCGGGUGGGAACGCCAGUCGGGACUUUGCAAACGAUCGCCAGCACAUCCCAUUCAAAAACAAACUGGAGGAGCGGGCUUACAAAAAGGCCAAUCGCAUCCCACUUUACACCCCUGCUCCAGGAGGGAAAAAAGGCGAUAGUGACGCCACGGCCAAACGAUCCAGCGGUGCCAGUAGCGCUGCCCAACGCCGUGCCAUCAUGAAGGCAAAAGGCGAUGACGCCGUCUUAGAACACUUUCGCACAAAACUCUCGUCGAGUACGUUUCGCUUGUUAAAUGAACAAAUUUAUAACUCCCCCGUGGCCUUUGCUAGUCAACUCUUGCGUGACCCAUCCACGUACGCAGAUUACCACAAUGGAUACCGUCAGCAACUUGAGCAAUGGCCAUUAAAACCAAGUCAAGUUGUUGUGGAUGCACUUUUGGGGGACCGACGUGGUCGUUUUCUUGCAAAUAAGGCAAAAAGUAUGCCGGGAUAUAUCCCCACAGGCUGGGUUAUUGCAGACAUGGGGUGUGGUGAUGCGCAAAUCGCCCAGGCGAUGCGACCCAAGGGGUACACUGUUCACUCCUUUGACUUCUGUGCAGUGAAUGAUUAUGUGACGGUAGCCAAUGCAACCAAUGUGCCUUUGGACAACAAUACUGUUGACAUUUGCAUUUUUUCACUCAGCCUCAUGUCAACAGACUACGUAGAAUGCCUUUAUGAGGCUUUCCGUGUGCUGAAGCCGAAGCGUCUUUUAAAAAUCAUUGAAGUGCGUUCUCGUGUUCCACAUCCAAAACGGUUUUCUGAACUUGUGGAGAGUAUUGGUUUCUAUUUGGACUAUUACGACACCGUGGAGAAAUAUUUUGUGGCAUAUGAUUUUAUUAAGCGCGAAGAUCAGGCUGAGGCAAAUCGUGGCGUGAAGCACGAUCCGCGGGAAGUGUUGGUGGCAUCACUUUACAAGAAGCGAUGA
Messenger RNA from Trypanosoma cruzi, 1116 nucleotides. RefSeq lists its product as uncharacterized. Bases 1 to 1116 code for a protein of 371 amino acids. Gene Ontology annotation, molecular function: methyltransferase activity. Lineage: Eukaryota; Euglenozoa; Kinetoplastea; Trypanosomatida; Trypanosomatidae. Gene Ontology annotation, cellular component: nucleolus. The record is from RefSeq and is a predicted model, not a curated record. The transcript has a single exon.